AUGUUUUCUCAAUGGCUAAGUGACCAAGAUGAACUUUUCAAGUUUAUUUCACCUCCUCGUCCUCAACAACAAAACGAUAAACUUCUGGUGGAUGUGAAUAAACCUCCCUUUAAUGAUUUGGAUCUUAGUACUGUUGCCAAGUCCAAGCCAAAACAGGGCCGUCGAAGGAAGAUUAGUGCCUUGGAAAACAUUGAGGAGAGCCCUAGAGACUACAUCAAGAAGAUCAUACAUAGAGAUGUCGAAAGGCAAAGAAGGCAAGAGACGGCUGGCCUUCACGAGACUCUGCGUUCACUGAUCCCCUCUCAACAUCUCGAGGGGAAGCGGUCCAUAUCAGAUCAUAUUCAUGCGACCGUGAAAUAUAUUAGGUUUCAAAAGAAGAAGGUAGAUGAGCUGAAGAGCAAGAGAGCAAAGCUCAAGGAAUGGUUUAUCAAUCCGACCACUUCCAAGGUUGUAGAGAAUGAAAAUCCACAGGAAGAUUUUGAGCAACCUAGUAUUGUGGUUAAAACUUGUAGGGCAGGGAUGGAGAUCACCAUAACCACUGGAUCCAAAGUAGAUCUUCCUCUUUCCAGAAUCCUCAAUUUUCUCAUUUCAGAAGGCAAGUCUAUCAAAAGCUGCAUUUCCACACGAGUAAAUGAAAGGCUACUCCAUGUUAUUGAAUCAGAGGUGAAUGACGAGAAAAUUAUAAGUCCAAAUGAGCUGCAGGAGAAAUUGACGGAGAUAGCGCGCUAUCAAAUCAGUUGA
Messenger RNA from Coffea eugenioides, 741 nucleotides. RefSeq names its product transcription factor bHLH118-like. Gene Ontology annotation, cellular component: RNA polymerase II transcription regulator complex. Gene Ontology annotation, molecular function: protein dimerization activity; DNA-binding transcription factor activity, RNA polymerase II-specific; RNA polymerase II transcription regulatory region sequence-specific DNA binding. Bases 1 to 741 code for a protein of 246 amino acids. The transcript has 3 exons. NCBI's taxonomy places the organism in Eukaryota, Viridiplantae, Streptophyta, Magnoliopsida, Gentianales, Rubiaceae. Gene Ontology annotation, biological process: regulation of transcription by RNA polymerase II. The record is from RefSeq and is a predicted model, not a curated record.